Molecule: messenger RNA, 1688 nt
Organism: Salvia hispanica
Lineage: Eukaryota; Viridiplantae; Streptophyta; Magnoliopsida; Lamiales; Lamiaceae
Product: actin protein 2/3 complex subunit-like protein
Source: RefSeq, a predicted model, not a curated record
UUCCGCAACUGCACAUUUAGAGAGACAAGAGAUUGAAGAGAGAGAAAACGCAGUCCCUCUCAGAGAGAAGAAACCAAUGGCGGAGGCUGGUGGUCCGCUUGAUUUUGAGUUUGAAGAGCCGAUUCAGUUUUCCCCUGCUCCACCGAAGAAAAGGAAGAAACUUAUUGGGCUGGAUGAUCUCUUGCAUGAUAUUCAGAAAGAGCAAAAGAGACUUGAUGAGAAAAAACUCAAACAAAAGAAGAUACGAAAGGCUUUUGAUGCAGAAGAUGAUGAAGAGGAUGCUGAAGCGGCACUACUGUCAGAAUGUGUUGACAAAUGCGAGAAAGAGAUACGUCAAAUAAAUGGUGAUGAACAAAUUCCCUACUGGGGAAUACAAGUUUUUGGAGAUCAGGAGAAGUUGCCUCAGCUGGAGCAUCCAGAACUGAAGAGCACUGGUCUCAUGCAGUUAUUAUUGGAUAAGAAGAUCAGUCCAUUGCUGGAUUUAAACUUUGAGAAAGGUGAAGAUUUCCUAGAAGGAUUGUUGGCGGAUGGCUGGUUACUGCACCUUGUGCGUGCCUCUGGCUGUGUUGACAAAUCUAUUGCAACAUGGGCAUUUAACUUAAUGUUAUAUUCAUCAAAUAUGAGGUUGAUGCAAGCUUCCUGUGACUUCUGGUCUGCUAUAUUCUCAGUUAGAGAUAAGCAGCCAGAUACUUGUAAUAUCAAGAUUGACUGGUUACCUAGUUAUUCAGAUCUGAAGAGAGCUCUCCAGACAUAUGGCUUUUCUUUUGAUUUAUUUUCUAAGUCUUCAGCAGACAUUGAGAUGGUUUCUGCUGAUUCUGUAAUAGCAGGACCACCGCAAAACAUUCAAUGUUGGAUAAAGUUUGUUGGUUUCUGCUGCCAAUCAAGGGAUGCUGAUAUAAUCGCCUCAACUCAAGAAGUACAAGAAUUGCUGGUUAUAAUUAUCUCACUCUUUCUAGAUCGACAACUUGUAGGACUAGCUGCUAUAUUGCAUGAGAGCUUGCACUCAUUACUUAAUUCCUUCAAAGAGGAGUGGCCCAACUGCUGUGAUAACGUAGCAAAAUCUGUAGCGUCAAGAUUGCCUUGCAAUAUAAAUUGUUUAAGAGUGGUGGAGAGUAUUAGGGGAGACAAUGAGAGAAGUAAGCAGCUUCGAAGUGCAGUUGCACUACGAUUUCUAGCAGCAAUUUUAAAAAAGAAGGUAAGUAACGCAGCGAUUAUCCUAAGAUCGCUGACUGCUAUGAAUGUAAAGGACAAGAACUGCGAUCUCUUCCAAAUGUAUAUAUGCUUGAGUCUGGCGGAGAACUGGAUAAGCUUUGACACCCUGUCAAAAGACAAAGCAGCAAUACACGAAUUAUGGUUCACUUGUCUCCGUAAUUGCUCUUCUGGGAUCUCUAUCACCGAUUUGAGGUCAUAUGCUUCGAACGUCCGCAGCAAAGCUUCGUAUCUUCUUCAAAGCAGCGCGAGUAAGUGAUCCGUAUCUUCUUACAUGAUGAACUUGCGUUGUGUCUUGUGAUGAUUUUGCAACUCUGCUUACUGCUUAAGAUAUUGUUAGUGUUAGAUCUAUUAUUAGUGUAAAAAGUUUUUAUCAUUUCAAAAGUUGUGUUCACUACAAUUUGGCUGAAGAUUGUAGUGUUUUGCUUAAAUUAACCACUUAAUUAAGAAAAUUGAUGCGUUUGAGUUUCAGCCAAAUA